Jaminaea rosea is the source of this 2818-nucleotide messenger RNA. RefSeq lists its product as hypothetical. The coding region runs from base 96 to 2339 and encodes 747 amino acids. Gene Ontology annotation, molecular function: RNA polymerase II cis-regulatory region sequence-specific DNA binding; protein dimerization activity; DNA-binding transcription factor activity, RNA polymerase II-specific. The transcript has a single exon. The record is from RefSeq and is a predicted model, not a curated record. Gene Ontology annotation, biological process: regulation of transcription by RNA polymerase II. NCBI's taxonomy places the organism in Eukaryota, Fungi, Basidiomycota, Exobasidiomycetes, Microstromatales.
AGGCACGCUAGCACAGCCCGCUAAACCCCAAUCAAGCGUUCCCUCCAUCACAUCAUCCAUCAUCCUCGUUUGCGGGCGGACCAUUGGCUUGCAUUAUGUCCUUUGGCGGUGGGACAUCGAUGGCUACUACAGAUGCCCCACUCGUUUCACCAACGCCAACGGCGACGACGGGUGCUCCGUCCUCAUCCACUUCACAUGCUCCCAUGAUGGCGACCAGUAGCUCGCAUCACAGCAGUCACAACAGCGGCCAUCCUCCUCCACCCGCCCCACCAACGGACAAUCCACUCUUCUCAUCAGACGAGGCCCGAUUCAUGACCGACUCCUUUGCCUCUGCCUUCUCCUUCGAUCCCUUUCAACACGGCGCACCCGGCUUCAAAGUGCCCGCUGUAUUACCUCCUGGCCUAAUUCAAAGCUUGACGGCACCCAACAACAGCAUGGCAAAUUCGAUGAGAUCAGGCAGCGGGGCAGGUCCCAGCUUACCGCCUUGGGACCCUUCAGUUCACUUUUCGCCUUCGUCAGGCUCGUCUGCGCUGCGCAGUGGUAAUAACAAUGGCGGUCCGUCUCGCUCGAGACAGCAGUCGUGGGCUCCAGGUCAGACGCCGCAUUCAAUGCAGCCAACGUCGCAUAACGCAGUGUCGGCAGACACGUCCUUCAACGACUUUGUGAGGCGUAAUUCGGCAUCGAUCGCUCAGCCAGGCUAUCAAAUACCGCAACGCCAGCAGCAAACCGCCUACCAUGGGACGGCGCAGAACGCUGCAUCAUCGUGGGGCUGGGGCCAGACGGCCUCUGGCUCGCAGGCAGAUCCAGCUUCGCAAGCUCGUCCUGCCGGUGGAGGAGCGUACGGACAGAGUCGUGAAUGGCAGAUGCAGCAGCUUCAGGCCUUGCAGGCAGAGCGUAGGCGGUAUAUGGAGUCGUUGCCUACCGCAGAAGCCUCUUCGUCGUCAUCAUCGUCAGGCGGCGGCGGCGGAGGCGGCGCCUACGCGUCUCCUCACUCGUCUGCUUCACCUAUGGGUGCUGCUCAGACUGGCCCGAGCUUGUCAUCUUUGGGCCUCUCUUUCCCCAGCAGCCACGACUUCCCUGCCGCUUCCCCACCAGAAGGUGUUGCGCACGGCAAUGGACAGCAAUCUGCGCAUCAACCGCCAACCAUUCCUGGACACAUCGCUGCUGCAUGGGGGCCAGAUGGUGACUCCGAGAUGGCGGAUCAGACGCAGCAAGCCAGCGGGUCACGCUCUUCGUCCAAGACUGGGAGAAGAACAGGCGACGCUGCAUCGGCUCCUGGUCCCGACUCGACCGCGGAUAGCGCAUUGACUCGCUCCGACUCCAGCUCGAAUCUGUAUCGCCCCUGGCCGAAAGCUCCCUCGCCAUCCAAGACGAGCGAAUCGUACCCUCCGCUCAAGCUCAAUCUGUCACGCGUGGAUCGAAAAGGUGUGGCGCCACACGUCGUCGAGGCCUUCUUUGGCAGGGAUGAGGCCGAAGAGAGAAAGCUUUUCCAGCCGCACCUCGUCGACUUGAAGGAACGCCGAAAAGAAGAGCGCGCAAAGAAAGCUGAGUUGCUAGAGGAAAAGAAGAAGAAAGCGUCGCAGAAGCGGGGCGGCGAUGCCGAAGAUGACGCUGAGGCCGGCGGCAAGAAGGCGUCGAGCAGUCCAGAUCCAGCGGCUGGAGGAGGAGAAAAGGGCAAGAAGGCGCCCCACGUCCUCCUGACGGAAGCUGAAAAGAAGGCCAAUCACAUCGCCUCGGAGCAGAAGCGUCGCGCCAACAUCCGCAAAGGGUACGAGAUGCUUUGCGCCGGCGUACCAGCGCUGCGUGAAGCCCUUGAGAAGGAGGGCAGUGGCGGAGCUGGUGGCACGGGUGACAAUGGGACCGCGGACGCAGACGCUUCGUACGAUGUGGGAGGAGAGCGCAUCGAUGGACGAGCGGGUCCACGCAGCGAGGCGGUAGUGCUGGGCAAGUCCGUCGAGCAUCUGAGGCAGCUCCUUGAGGAACACCGCGACUUGUGCUCGAGGCGAGACCACGCGAGGGCGAAGCUGGCGCGCAACAAAUUGGGGGUAGACGUUGUCGUUGCAAAUGGGGACGAGGACGACGACGACGUGGCUGGGGCUGAGGCAGCUUCUUCCACGAUGGGGACGACCAAGAAGGGCAAGGCAGGGGGUGCAGCAAAGGGAAAAGCGGGCAAGGCGGCGAACUCUACAGUUGACGGGGCGACUGCACCUUCAAGCAAGAAGGCGGCGGCGGCAGCGGCAGGAGGCAACAAGAAGGCGGCUAGCAAAGCAAACAAGGCUGCCGAGGAUACCACCAAAGUCAAGGAGGAGCAAAGCGUGGACGGUAUGCAGGAGGACUAGUGUGCGCUCCUCGCAUCUAAUUUCAUCUCGAUAGUGUAAGAUGUCUCGUCGUCACUCGUUUUUCAUCAUUAUCAUCAACGCGCUCUGGAAUCCACAUCGUUAGCAACGCGAGCGCGGCCCAGAAGACUGAGACGGCCGACGUCAUUCUUCGGAGACAGGGUUCAAGGUCCACAGUGUGCCGUCGCGCUGCCGUCAGGUCGACCCCCGAACGUCCGCUAUCGAUGUUGAGUGCUUGCUUUCAUGGAAGGGCUGUCCUGGCAUCGUCUUGGUGAUCGUUCGCCUUCCCAUUUGACCACCUGAUCCACGCGUGAGCCUUUGCUCCUCUCCUUUCUGUUCCUGCUUCCUGAGGACCCAGCUUUGCUCCCAUAGCCUGGGAACCUCGAGUGCGGCGGGCAGUGCGGCGAGGUGAAGACGGCAGGCUCGGCGGCAGAGAGACGCGGAGUGGACCCUUGCCUAGCUUCUGCAGCUUCGCUCGUCGC